AACUUGCUCUCUUGUUGCUGCAGUAAUUCAUCCGCUUGGACACAUUGCUCCGUGUUUACAUCAACCUACCUCCAGCCAUGCCAUAUAUUAAAACAUCUAAGAAAAGCCCUCCAGUCUCCACAUUGUUAGAUAUUAAGUCUCAGAAAUGUGGACUGCGGCACACAGUUUACUCAGUCAGUGGAAAUGAGUACACUGGGGAGUGGCAGAACAACAAGAAGCACGGCAAAGGGAUUCAGAUUUGGAAGAAUUCUGGUUCCAUUUAUGACGGAGAGUGGAAAUUUGGAAAACGUGAUGGACAUGGCACCUACAGUGUGCUACUCCCAAAAUCAAAGGCGUAUGCAAGGAAGUACUGUGGUGGAUGGAAAAAUGGAAAGAAGCAUGGGUAUGGUGAGUACUUUUACAACAACUCUUCAGUUUACGAGGGCGAGUGGAGUGACGACCAACGCAGCGGCUGGGGAAGGAUGUACUAUGAGAACGGAGACGUCUAUGAGGGAGAGUGGAUGAAGGAUAGCAAUCACGGACAAGGAGUUUUACGAUUUUCAAAUGGUAACUGGUAUGAAGGAACCUGGCAAGACGGCAAGAAGAACGGCAACGGAAAGCUCUACUAUUCCGACAAAGGCCAGCUUUAUGUAGGCUUUUGGGUGGAUGGAGUAGCAAAAUGUGGGACCCUAACUGACUUUGGGAGGGAUGAAGCACCAACACCUGCGAAGUAUCUGAUCCCAAAGCUACAUCUGGUGGACAUGGAGUUGGUUUUAAGGGACGCCAAAUCAGCCUUGAUAGCCAACGAGAAGCAAGUUUCCACUCCAGCACAUGAUAAGGAGUAAAUAAAAGAA
This is a messenger RNA of Stegastes partitus (bicolor damselfish), 833 nucleotides long. RefSeq names its product MORN repeat containing 3 (gene morn3). NCBI's taxonomy places the organism in Eukaryota, Metazoa, Chordata, Actinopteri, Pomacentridae. The record is from RefSeq and is a predicted model, not a curated record. The coding region runs from base 78 to 824 and encodes 248 amino acids. The transcript has 6 exons.